GGCGGCGUCGCACCUUCCGGUGAAUUUUCUCCCACGAAGAUAUUCGACGGUUGAAGUUUCGAAAAUACCCAAUUUGGAUUUCGUCCAAACCAAUCAAGAAGACAAAUUUCGGUUGAAACAUUUCCUUUUUCCCACAGUUUGUGUAAAUAUCGAACUGCGAUACUGCGAACGUGGACUUAACACAAGAAAUAAUCGAUAAAUAUAUUUUUUUCCAUGUGAAACCGACAGGACGAUAUUGUGACGUGGUCUGGAACAUGUUGAAGCUCGGAAAAUGAAAUACCAGAGACGUGCAGAGAGGCACAACACAAAGAAGCGAAAGAUGCUGGAGACUUCAAGGAGUAUCUGCUCUUUUUGAUAGCAUAGAAUAUCGGAGGUAACCCCACCAUGGCUUCGAAACUCGACAAGAAUUGCCUUAUCAGAUACGACGUUUUAACAACACUGGAGUGAACUAAUUGGGGAUAUGAAUCUGAUAAACAUGGACGCGGAGAACCGCGUAGUCCUAAAUGUGGGAGGGAUACGACAUGAAACAUACAAGGCGACAUUGAAAAAAAUUCCAGCAACCAGAUUGUCCAGACUGACGGAGGCACUGGCUAACUAUGACCCUAUUCUGAACGAAUAUUUUUUCGACAGACAUCCUGGAGUCUUUGCCCAAGUACUCAAUUAUUACAGGACUGGUAAAUUACAUUAUCCAUCUGAUGUUUGUGGGCCACUAUUCGAAGAAGAGUUGGAGUUCUGGGGACUUGAUGCGAAUCAAGUGGAGCCUUGCUGUUGGAUGACGUACACUCAGCAUAGAGAUACUCAGGAAACCUUGGCAGUUCUGGAUAGAUUAGAUUUGGACACUGAAAAACCGAGUGAUGAAGAAGUGGCUAGAAAGUUUGGCUUCGAAGAAGAUUACUUCAAGGGGACACUCUCAUGGUGGCAACAUCUAAAACCCAAGCUGUGGUCACUUUUCGACGAACCAUACUCAUCAACGGCUGCGAAGGUCAUCGGCAUCCUCUCCGUCUUCUUCAUCUGCGUUUCCAUCAUAUCGUUCUGCCUAAAGACUCACCCCGACAUGAAGGUGCCCGUCAUAAGUCUGAAGAAGGUCAGAAAGCCAACAAACGAAACGGAUCAGGUGCCCGAGAAGGUGGACACGGACGCGCAUAUCGUCUUCUUCUACAUCGAAUGCAUCUGCAACGCCUGGUUCACCUUCGAGAUCAUCAUCAGGUUCAUCGCCUCCCCCAGCAAGUUCGAAUUCAUAACGUCCUCCGUCAACAUAAUCGACUACAUCGCCACCUUCAGUUUCUACAUAGACCUCUUGCUCAGAAAGUUCGCCUCCCACUUGGAGAACGCCGACAUAAUGGAGUUCUUCUCCAUAAUCAGGAUAAUGAGGCUGUUCAAGUUGACGAGACACUCGUCCGGCCUGAAGAUCCUGAUUCAGACCUUCAGGGCGUCAGCGAAGGAGCUCACGCUGCUGGUGUUCUUUCUCGUCUUGGGAAUUGUGAUAUUUGCUAGUUUAGUUUAUUACGCGGAACGCAUACAGACGAAUCCGAAGAACGACUUCAAGAGCAUACCGUUGGGGUUGUGGUGGGCGCUGGUGACGAUGACCACCGUGGGUUACGGGGACAUGGUACCGAAGACUUAUGUCGGUAUGUUCGUUGGUGCUUUGUGCGCUCUGGCCGGUGUGCUUACGAUCGCUCUUCCUGUGCCUGUUAUCGUAUCGAAUUUCGCAAUGUAUUAUAGUCACACGCAGGCAAGGGCAAAAUUGCCGAAGAAACGAAGAAGGGUGCUUCCAGUAGAACCAACGAGAGGACCAAGGAUACCAGGACAAGCACCUACGGGAGGUCAAUGCCCAGGGGGGAACGCAGCAGUGGCAGCACAAAACAGAAGAAUGAACGCCAUAAAAGCCAAUCACCCGAAGGAUAACUCAAUAGGGGCGCCACCAAAUCCGAAAUUAGGUAUAAUCGCGACCCUGAAUCCGAACGGAGUUGGCUUGGACUCAAAUCCAGCUUUAGUCAUCUGCAAACCAAAGCUUGAAUUCACCCCAUCUCAGGUUAAUCUAACCAAGGACACUGGACAAACUUAUACGACAACCAUAAAAUCGCCCGAGUGAAAGCUGCCUUUAUUGUUGAAAGAAAAAGAAAAUGUAGAUUAGGUCUUCAAACUCAUUUCUGUAGAUAAGAUAUGGACUCAAUUCUCUUCUUGUAACCGUAAAUGUUCAAAUAUAUAAUUUCCUGUCUA
Molecule: messenger RNA, 2220 nt
Organism: Coccinella septempunctata (seven-spotted ladybird)
Lineage: Eukaryota; Metazoa; Arthropoda; Insecta; Coleoptera; Coccinellidae
Product: potassium voltage-gated channel protein Shaw-like
Exons: 9
Coding region: 461-2092 (543 amino acids)
Biological process (GO): potassium ion transmembrane transport; protein homooligomerization
Cellular component (GO): dendrite membrane; axon; neuronal cell body membrane
Molecular function (GO): protein binding; delayed rectifier potassium channel activity
Source: RefSeq, a predicted model, not a curated record